Messenger RNA from Suillus clintonianus, 819 nucleotides. RefSeq lists its product as uncharacterized. The transcript has 3 exons. Lineage: Eukaryota; Fungi; Basidiomycota; Agaricomycetes; Boletales; Suillaceae. The coding region runs from base 80 to 721 and encodes 213 amino acids. The record is from RefSeq and is a predicted model, not a curated record.
CUAGUGUGUGUUAUUCGCCUCUCGGUUAUCAUGCCUCGGGUUACGGGCUUGAUGCACACUUUUUAGCAACCAGGCAUACAUGUAUCGCAACUGGAGCCCGGCUAUGCUCCAGGCAUACCAUGAGAAGCUGUGGCGGUUAGUCAUGAAUUCUGAUCGGUUCGGCGUCCACUGGACCAAAGCGUGGGCGACUAUUCUCUCGGGCCCUUCCAAAUUGUGGGACGCUAUCCUCUGGGGCCCUUCCAAGUUGUGGAGCAUCAUUCUCUGGGGCCCUACCAAAUUGUGGCGCGCUAUUCUCUUGGGCUCUUCCAAAAUAUUAGGCACUGUUCCCUCGGACAUUUCCAAUUUGCGGGGCACUACUAGAAUUCUCUUAAGCACUUCAAAUUUCAAUCUGUGCACUGUCCUCUCCUGUGCUUCGCGUGGUUUGAUAGGACUCAACAUCUGGUCAAUCAGGCAUCCAUAUAUCGCAGCUGCAGUUUUGCUAUACAUAUCUGAGGAUCCGGGUAUCCUUCUGAGGCCAUUACAGCUAAUGGGAAAACCUGGACUAUACAUACAGACCUUGCCCGUUCCCCUGAAUAGCGGUUAUUACGAGACUACAGACACAAAUGGAUACGAGAAGGUGGACGCACACAAAGCCGAAUCGACGGCCGUGCUUAGCGUCUCUUGGUUGACGGGUUUUGGGGCUGUGUUUGUGUUGGGUAGAACGUGGGGGUGGUGGGAUUAAUAUCGUGGUACCGUAUACCAGUUGUGACAUGUUGAUGUGCUUACUAGUUUCCACCAAUCACAACACCUGGCAGUCAUCAGACUCGUUCGUGCAGAAUA